AAAUUUGGAGUUAAAUAUCACGCCAGUAUAUGAAGAAAUUGCCUGUGCAUUUUCGUCGAUUUUAUGUUUGUCUGUUAUAAACUCAAUGUUAAAUUCUACAUUGCUAUAGACAACAGGAACAAGGAGCAAUGGAUCAAACAAUUAAGUUAACUCAGUUAGCUACAGCUUUGCUACUAUAUGUUUUUCUUUGAUGUUUACAUAUUCUGACAACAUGCAAUGAAGGUGUUUGCCUAUUCACCUUUAACACGGAUAGUUAAGUAAUUACGGUGACUAAACAGCUGCAAUAGUCUUCUUUUAAACUUAUUUAUCUUUUAACUUAUUGCAUUGCUACAACAUGGGUUAGCUUGUGCUAACUAGCGAUUCGGUUGUUAGCCUGUAACGUCAGUCACAAUUUUGUCGCUCAAUAUAGCCUUCCGAGUCGCUCUGUUGCAGUAUAUUCUGCAGAACGGGGCACGCAGUAAAAACCAAAUUUAAGGCCAAUUACAGUGUCUGUUUUAUUCGUUUGAUCACAUCUACCUGGACCUGGUGCACAUCCAAAAGAACGCCUCCAUGGUGUUCCGUAGACUCCUAAGGAAACGCUGGGUUUUGGGGGUCGUGUUUGGACUCUCCCUAAUAUACUUUUUAACUAGCACGCUGAAACAGGAGGAGAGAGCCAAACACGAUCGGACCCUCCUGGAGGCACGGGACCCCGAUCACCAUAUUCCAUGGAAGGUCCGCUUCAACUUGGGAAAUAGCAGCAGACAGAUCACACAAUGCAGAAACUCCAUUCAGGGCAAGACCCUACUUACCGACGAACUGGGUUAUGUUUGUGAGAGGAAGGACUUGCUGGUGAACGGGUGCUGUAACGUGAAUGCUCCAAGUUCCAGACAGUUCAUCUGUAAAAGCUGUUUGCCCAAUGGCUGCUGCAGCGUCUAUGAGUUCUGUGUGUCCUGCUGCCUCCAGCCCGAUAAGCAACCUCUGCUGGAGCGUUUUCUGAACAGGGCCGCGGAGGGAUUCCAGAAUCUUUUCACGGCAGUGGAGGAUCACUUUGAGCUGUGCUUGGCCAAAUGUCGCACCUCCUCACAGAGUGUCCAACACGAGAACACAUACAGAAACCCUCAAGCCAAGUACUGCUAUGGAGAGAACCCUCCGGAACUCCUCCCCGUCUGAGUUCUUGCUGAUCUUGGAAAAAACGAGAGAGAGAGAGAGAGAGAGAGAUUGGCUUUUUGAAGACCAGAGACUGCUACCUCUA
Molecule: messenger RNA, 1231 nt
Organism: Chanos chanos (milkfish)
Lineage: Eukaryota; Metazoa; Chordata; Actinopteri; Gonorynchiformes; Chanidae
Gene: spring1
Product: SREBF pathway regulator in golgi 1
Exons: 5
Coding region: 550-1149 (199 amino acids)
Biological process (GO): positive regulation of SREBP signaling pathway
Source: RefSeq, a predicted model, not a curated record